Messenger RNA from Tympanuchus pallidicinctus (lesser prairie-chicken), 2720 nucleotides. It is a transcript of the gene ASPSCR1, whose product is annotated as ASPSCR1 tether for SLC2A4, UBX domain containing. The coding region runs from base 17 to 1684 and encodes 555 amino acids. Gene Ontology annotation, molecular function: protein binding. The record is from RefSeq and is a predicted model, not a curated record. The transcript is spliced from 16 exons. Lineage: Eukaryota; Metazoa; Chordata; Aves; Galliformes; Phasianidae.
CUCCCCGGGAGGGAAGAUGGCGGCGGCGGGCGGGGGGGCCGCCGCGGUGUCGGUGUUGGCCCCCAGCGGGCGGCGGGUCACGGUGCGGGUGGGGCCCGGCACGGUGCUGCUCCAGAUCCUCGAGGAGGUGUGCAGGAAGCAGGGCGGCAGUCCCGCCGAGUACGGCCUGAAGUUUCAGAGAAGUGUGUUGGAUCUCACUUUACAGUGGAGAUUUGCCAGACUGCCCAACAAUGCCAAGCUGGAGAUGGUGCCAGUCUCUUGUAAUAGAGCGGGAAUUGGAAACACGGUUCGGAUUGCACUGCAGUUAGAUGAUGGCUCCCGUUUGCAAGAUACCUUUCUCUGUCAGCAGACCUUGUGGGAACUUCUGAACCAUUUUGCAAAGACCAGGGAGUUUCUGGAACAGCAUGGUGAAUUCUGCCCGGUCUGUAUUUACAUGCGAGAUGAGAUCUCAGGAAAAGAUGCACUAGAGAAGACAACGCUGAAGUCACUUGGUCUGACAGGAGGCAGUGCUAUUGUCAGGGUUGUCAUGAAGAAAUGCAGUUCAUCUGGUCAGGAGGAAGCAGUGGAUGCCACAGCACAGUGUGAUGAGCCAGUAGUAAGGCCCAGCUCUACUGAAGGAGCAGUGGAUGUGCCCCUACCUCAGACACAGACAUUCCCUGCAGUCUUGGAUCACAGGGAUGAGGCCUUGUCUAUAAACAACUGCACGGACGAGCAAGACUCUGUUAGAGAAUCCAAUGCCAGCUUGGAGGAGCCGUGUCCUCCCUCAGAGUCCAAGUCUACCCCGUUUGUCCCUUUUUUUGGAGGUGGGCAACGUCUGGGGGACUCUUCUGUGUCUGCACCACCUCUCGAGUUAGAUAUGCCAUCUUCAGAGCUGCCAACAACUUUCUCUAGCCCUGGAGGCCCUUCUAAGCCAAAGAAGUCUAAGAACAGCCAAGAACUGCAGAAGGAACAAGAGCAGCUUGUAGAACGAGAGCCACUUCUGUGUCACCCAGACCUGCUGGAUCCACUUCCUGCUGACCUGGAAGACCUUCCUGAUGACUUUUUUGAAGUCACGGUGGACGAUGUACGGAAACGUUUGGCACAGCUGCAGAGUGAGAGGAAACGCCUGGAGGAAGCUCCACUGCUGACCAAAUCUUUAAGGGAGGCUCAGCUGAAAGAAAAGCUAGAACGUUACCCAAAGGUGGUGUUGAGAGUCCAUUUCCCUGACCGCCAUAUCCUGCAGGGGUUCUUCCGACCUACUGAAACUGUUGGCAUUGUGAGAGAUUUUGUAAGAAGCCACCUUGCAGAUCCAGAUUUACCAUUUUACUUGUUUAUUGCACCUCCCAGAGUCAUCUUGAACGAUGAAAGUUUGAAGCUCUCUGAGGCUAAACUCUUUCCAGCUGCUGUCAUUCAUUUUGGAUCUGAGGAGCGCAGGGAUUGUUACCUGAAAUCGGACCUGCUGAGCUCUGCAGUUUCCCCUUCUGCAGCUGAUUUAUUGAUGGCCAGAUGUUUGUCCAAACCAUUAGCUCCUUCUGCCUCGUCAUCCUCAGAAUCAAUAGUUCCACCCCUACCUGAACCAGAAGUGGGCAGUGACAAAAAGACUGAACGACCAGAACCAGCAAGAGUGCAUGAAGCUCCACAGGUGCUGAGAAGGGCCCCUGGGAAAAUACCCAAGUGGCUGAAGCUACCAGGUGGGAAGAGAUGAAGCAUCCUGAGCUGCAGUGAGCAUCCAGUUGUGCCUCUUUCCUGAUGAACUACUUCAGAAUUUGUAAGAAAUUGUUGGUGGCCCUGGAGAGAUCUAAAUACAUAUGAACAUUAAUUACAUACAGAAAAUUGCUAUUACUUUCAGCUGCCAGCUUCACCUUUUGGAAGUGUGCAAGGCCUGUUUAUGACUACAGAAGCAAGAUUAGAGGUUAAAUUUAACAUUUCCUGCAUGCAAAUAAUAUGAAUAGAGAAUGGAAGGGAAAAUAAUUCCUAGAUAAUGUCUGUGAAGGAUUGUGAUUUCAUCCAUAUUUUUAAAUCCAAAUCCUCCUAUCUUUUGCCUUUCUAUCCUCAAAGAUAACUUGAGUCUGGCUGCUUGAACUCUAGCAGCAAGGUACAAUUCAAUUUUACCUAUAGUUUAGUGCUGAGUAGAACAAGACCUCUGCUUUUUGCUGGUAAUUCUGGGUAUAGAUGGCUAGAAAGUGGGUUUAAGGGAAGCACAUCACUUACAACAGUUCCAAUUGCCUUUUCUUAUGAAUCUCGUGGUCUACUGCACUUACAGUUUUCAUUUGCCCCAGAACACAGGUAUCUGCUAAUGGAAUUUUCUCUGCACAUAAUUUAUGUCAGUAACUAUGGGUAUAAUGCGGGGAAAAAAAACUCCCAUAAGAAUCUCUUCAUGUCACCAUCAAUCUGCAAACGUCUUCUGUGGUCUGAGAGUUCCCACAGCAGAGUCAGCUGUCCUCUGCGUGCAGUUGGUGUGCAGAGGGAAGUGCUGGUCCUGAAUUUGCCUGCUGCAGAUGCUGCAGUGGGAUGAGUGUUCAGAACUGUGCUUACACUGGAGAUCACAGUGCCACAGCAGCCAUGGUGCUUUAUUUUUAUUUUGAAUCUUCUCCAUGGAUCAGUGAUUCGUAUUGGGCAAGCUGGGGUUCCAUGUUAUGGUAAUAGCAUAUUUUCCAUUUUCCCUGUACAGACAAUUGUUCUCCAAGCUAUGUCUGCAUCUGCACAAUUCUGAGAUGUAAUAAAGCACAGUGGCCAGAGGA